Molecule: messenger RNA, 1077 nt
Organism: Owenia fusiformis
Lineage: Eukaryota; Metazoa; Annelida; Polychaeta; Sabellida; Oweniidae
Source: the annotation of a GenBank genome assembly
AUUGAGUGUGUUUUAAUGUUCCCCAAGUACAAAGUUCUAAGUUGCAUGAAAUCAGGUAAUAGGUAACAUUUUCGAGGUUUUGAUUUAGGAGUGACUAAGAUACCUUGUAUCCGAUUAACCUGCCGGGGUGUUGUGGACAAUUCAAACAAUCAUGACAAUGGGUUGGUAUUCACUAUGCAUUGUGAUUGCACUAUGUGCUAUUUGUACACUCGGGAAGAAACAUGGAGGCCCUGACUCAGCCUGUAGCAGCCUCACGCCUCGCCAUGGCAACAACACUGCCCAAGUGUCAUCGUCGCCAUAUACGAUCAGAGUCAUCAGCGCAACUCAGUAUAAACGGGGAACGAAAGUGAUGUUGCAGCUUACAGGACCGGCCUUCCAAGGCGUAAUGAUUCAAGCCAGGAAGAAAGGCUCAAAUGCUAUUGUCGCAGGACAAUUCGCUGAUUUCCCUCCUUAUACGAAAGCAAAGAAGUGCACUAAUGACGCUGACACGAUAACACACAGCGCACCAGAUAAUAAGACAAACAUUGAAUUCUCUUGGAAUCCACCAAACCAAGCUGAUGGUGACAUUGAAUUCUAUGGAACAGUUCUCCAGAAAUUUGAUACCUUUUGGUUGGAACACAAAUCUGCUACUUUAAAACCUGCUGAUGACUAUAAAGGGUCUGCUGGGAUGUUGAGAAUAGCAACGGCGUUGCUUGGGCUUCCUGUCAUAACUAUGAUUCUCAUAUUCUGAACUGAAUAAAGCAGUUAUGAUUUAAUCUUCGUGGUGAAGACUGGAGAAGAGUUCGAGAAUCUUUAAAUCAUACAUACAUUCCAAUUUCUAGACCCUUUUAAAAUCGAUUUAUAUUACGAUACUCAUCGCAUCUUUUUGUUUUCAACUAGAAAGGAACUAAUGUAAAUAGAACGCAAUGAUUUCUCAUAUGCAGUCGGCUUUUUGUAUUUUUUCAAAGCUGAAACAAGUUUGUGGUGCUCAAUGUGAAAGCUUCUAGCUUCUUUUUAGUUGCAUUCUGGUAUAUGCCAGAGCCCCUCUUAUCUGCCGUUUGUGAAAUUAUUUUAUCAUCUCUAGGAGUGCUUUUCCUG